AUGCUUCGUCACAUCGUUUUUUUUUUUACUUUCCUUGCUUGUCUGCGGGAGGCGGCCGCAUUCCUGCCGCACACUUUCCAGGCAGACGCAAGGCAGAGAAAGGGUGUGCGGUCGAAGGUUGAGAGACAUACACAGGAGAUGCGGCGCUGGAGUCGAUUCGCCGUGGCGGCUGCGCUGCUGUCUGUCUCUCACGCGCACGUCUCCGAGAGAAUGACGCGGAACGUGCAGAAGGUCCCCACUCUGCUCAUUGACGAGGUGGAGGAGGCGGUGGACGACGCCGAGGACGUCGCUGGGGUUGGGGCUGAAGGUGCGGAAGAAUCCGUUGUUGAGAUGAGCGAGGUGGAGCUGCAGGCACUGCCCAAAACGUAUGGAGGGAAGUUUCUGAAGGAGUCAUGCUUGUCGGCGGAAGAAAGACAACAGCUUGCACGAAUGAUUUUUGAGGCGCAUUACGCCUCAGAGGGAGAGGGAAAGGAGGACAGGGCAAUGUGGUAUCAAAGUGAGUUGGAGGUGCAGUGGCUAGAGGAGUGGGCACUCGGCGGAGGAGAGGGAGAGAAGGACACGGCGCGUCGUGCCGUUAAGAAGGCAGUGCUGCAGCGUGUUGACCUGCAUAAACCUCUCGCGUACAUUAUUGGGCAACAGCCUUUUUACGGAUGCGACAUUCACUGCUCUCCUCCGCUGCUGUGUCCACGACCGGAGACAGAGAUGUGGACCCACUGGUUUGUUCAACAACAUCUUGCUCACUCACUGGACGGUGACAAGCCACCUGUGCGUGUACUAGACAUGUGCUGUGGCACUGGUUGUGUUGGGAUUGCCAUCGCCGUGCAUGUGCCACGUACAGAGGUUGUGGCGGUGGACGUGAUGGAUGAGGCCGUGAAGGCCUCUGAGGAGAAUGCGAGACGUAAUGGGAUCCCUUCAUCGCGCUAUCGUGCGAUCAAAAGCGACAUGUUUGCGGCCUUUCUUGCGUCGGAUGACAACUCCAGUAUCGGAAAAGGAGAGGAGAAAAUGGGGGGGAAGAGGAGGCCAAAGCUGGCAGAUACGCAUCUGGGUUCGUUUGACAUCCUUGUUUCAAAUCCCCCCUACGUGUUGCCGGAGCAGUACGUCCGUCUCCCUCCCGGCAUAAAACUUUGGGAAUCGAAACUUGCCUUGGUGGGCGAUGCCACGCGGGAAAAUUGCCAGUACCUCUAUUUUCAAGAGCUGUGCGAGUUGGGGGCCGCAAUCUUGAAGCCGAAGGCACGCCGUGAUGCGGCUCUCGUCAAUGCGCCAAAUUUCAUUCUGGAGGUGGGGCUGCAGGGAGAGCGUGUGGCUUCUCUCAUGGAACGAAGCGGGCUGUGGGAGAGCGUGGAGGUGCACCUUGACUACGCACAGCAGCUGCGGUGGAUUACCGCCUCCUCUUCCCACUGA
This is a messenger RNA of Trypanosoma conorhini, 1401 nucleotides long. Its product is annotated as methyltransferase. The record is from RefSeq and is a predicted model, not a curated record. NCBI's taxonomy places the organism in Eukaryota, Euglenozoa, Kinetoplastea, Trypanosomatida, Trypanosomatidae. The coding region runs from base 1 to 1401 and encodes 466 amino acids. The transcript has a single exon. Gene Ontology annotation, cellular component: mitochondrion. Gene Ontology annotation, biological process: methylation. Gene Ontology annotation, molecular function: methyltransferase activity; nucleic acid binding.